AUGGCGUCGUUUCUCGAAAAUACCUACAGUUUGCUCCAUGUGGACAAUACUGCUGACCAGCCGACGGUGCAGGAGUUGAAGCUGCAGCUGGAGAAAGGAAAUGAUGAGACCAAGUUGGAAACAAUGCGGACAAUUGUCACCAUCAUGCUGAAUGGAGAUCCUAUGCCGCAAAUCCUCAUGCACAUCAUUCGUUUCGUGAUGCCGUCGAAAAGCAAGGCAUUGAAGAAGUUGCUCUAUUUCUUCUAUGAGAUCUGCCCCAAACAUGAUUCUACUGGCAAGCUCAAGCAAGAGAUGAUCCUGGUCUGUAACGGCAUUCGCAAUGAUCUUCAACAUCCCAACGAAUACAUUCGAGGCAAUACCCUCCGAUUCCUCUCCAAACUCCGCGAACCAGAGCUUAUUGAGCCCCUCCUUUCCUCCGCACGUUCGUGUCUGCAACAUCGUCACGUCUAUGUUCGCAAGAAUGCAGUAUGGGCUGUGUCAUCUAUUUUCCUGCACUCCGAGUCCCUCAUCCCCGACGCACCAGAGUUGCUUCAAUUGUUCCUCGAAUCGGAGACCGACAGCACCUGCAAGCGCAAUGCAUUUGCGGCGCUCAUGUCCAUUAGCCACCAGAAGGCGCUCGAGUAUCUGCGCACCACGUUUGACACAAUUCCAAACACAGAUGAGUUGCUCCAGUUAGCCGAGUUGGAGUUCCUCCGGAAGGACGCAGUGCAGAACACUCAGAAUAAGUCGCGAUACCUGAAACUCAUGCUUGAGCUCCUCGACGCCCCCACCAGCACCGUUGUUUACGAAGCCGCAACAUCUCUUACCGCCCUCACAAGCAACCCUGUUGCUGUCAAAGCCGCUGCAGGCAAGCUGAUUGAGCUCGCGAUCCGGGAGGCCGACAAUAACGUCAAGCUCAUUUGUUUGGAACGCGUGAACCAGCUUAGAAUUCGCAAUGAGGGUGUCUUAGACGACCUGACCAUGGAGGCCCUGCGGGUUCUCAGCAGCCCUGACAUUGAUGUCCGGAGAAAGGCCCUCAACCUUGCCAUGGAGAUGGUCUCGAGCAAGAAUGUCGAAGAAAUCAUCAUGCUGCUCAAGAAAGAACUUGCCAAGACCGUCGACGAACAAUAUGAACAGAAUAGCGAGUAUCGCCAAAUCUUGGUGCAGUCAAUACACUCCUGCGCCAUCAAGUUCUCUGAAAUUGCUGCCAGCGUGGUUGAUCUCCUGAUGGACUUUAUUGCCGACUUCAAUAAUAAUUCCGCCGUCGAUGUGAUUUCGUUCGUCAAAGAGGUCGUGGAGAAAUUCCCUGACUUGCGUGGGUCGAUCGUUGCCCGCUUGGUUUCGACUUUGAGUGAGGUCCGAGCUGGAAAGGUCUACCGCGGAGUUCUCUGGGUUGUUGGCGAAUACUCCCUGGAGGAGAAGGAUAUUCGGGAUGCCUGGAAAACAAUCAGAGCCAGCCUUGGUGAAAUCCCAAUUUUGGCAUCCGAACAACGACUCCUGGAUGAGGUUCCGGAUGAUAACGCCCUGCUGAUGGAGCAGGCCAAUGGCCAAUCCAAGGCCGCACCCACUGGAUCCCGGAAGGUGCUUGCAGAUGGCACAUACGCCACCGAAAGUGCUCUCACCAGCCAGUCCGCGGCAGCUGCUCGUCUCGAGGCUGUCAAGGCCGCACAGAAGCCUCCUCUCCGCCAGCUCAUUUUGGACGGCGACUACUACCUGGCAACGGUUCUUUCUUCGACUCUGACCAAGUUGGUCAUGCGCCAUUCUGAGGUGUCGCAGGAUACUGCCCGCACCAACGCUCUCCGUGCCGAGGCCAUGCUUAUCAUGAUUUCCAUCAUGCGCGUUGGUCAAUCUCACUUCGUUAAGGCUCCUAUUGAUGAAGAUUCUGUGGAUCGUAUCUUAACUUGUGUGCGAUCUUUGGCCGAGUUCUCUGAGAAGAAGGAACUCGAAGCCUCUUUCUUGGAGGACACCCGAAAGGCGUUCCGCGCCAUGGUCCAGGUCGAGGAUAAGAAGAGGGCUGCCAAGGAGGCAGUGGAGAAGGCCAAGACUGCUGUGCAGAUUGACGAUGCUAUCCCCAUUCGCCAAUUCACCAAGAAGAACACCGUCGAGGGCGGGGAGGAGAUCGAAAUGGAUCUUGUCAAGGCAACCGGUGGCGAUUCGACCGUGGAGGAGGCCUCAUCGAAGCUGAGCCGGGUGGUGCAAUUAACCGGUUUCUCCGACUCGGUCUAUGCUGAAGCCUAUGUCACUGUUCACCAGUUCGACAUUGUUCUUGAUGUCCUGUUGGUUAACCAAACAUCGGAAACUCUGCAAAACCUGUGCGUGGAGUUCGCAACUCUGGGUGACCUCAAGGUCGUUGAGCGGCCAUCCACCAACAACCUCGGCCCACGCGACUUCUUGAAUGUCCAGGCUACGGUCAAGGUUUCGUCAACCGACACCGGCGUUAUCUUUGGUAACAUUGUCUAUGACGGCGCCAGCUCUACCGAGACCCAUGUAGUCAUUCUCAACGACAUCCAUGCCGACAUCAUGGACUACAUCCAGCCUGCUCACUGUACCGAGACUCAGUUCCGUACCAUGUGGACUGAGUUUGAAUGGGAGAACAAGGUCAACAUCAAUUCCAAGGCCAAAACUCUGCGUGACUUCCUCAAGCAGCUGAUGGAGAGUACCAAUAUGGCCUGCUUGACACCUGAUGCUUCGCUCAAGGGUGAUUGCAGCUUCCUGAGCGCGAACCUGUAUGCGCGCAGUGUGUUUGGCGAGGAUGCACUAGCAAACUUGAGCAUCGAAAAAGAGGGAGACGAUGGGCCGAUUACAGGAUUUGUGCGGAUAAGAAGUCGCUCUCAGGGUCUGGCACUGAGCUUAGGCUCUCUGAAGGGUCUCAAGGCAGCGACUGCAUAA
This is a messenger RNA of Penicillium concentricum, 2868 nucleotides long. RefSeq names its product coatomer subunit beta. The transcript has 5 exons. Gene Ontology annotation, molecular function: structural molecule activity. Gene Ontology annotation, cellular component: COPI vesicle coat; cytoplasm. The record is from RefSeq and is a predicted model, not a curated record. NCBI's taxonomy places the organism in Eukaryota, Fungi, Ascomycota, Eurotiomycetes, Eurotiales, Aspergillaceae. Gene Ontology annotation, biological process: intra-Golgi vesicle-mediated transport; intracellular protein transport; endoplasmic reticulum to Golgi vesicle-mediated transport. The coding region runs from base 1 to 2868 and encodes 955 amino acids.